AUGGAUCUAAAUUUGUUGAGACGACGAUCGCUGUUUUCUUCAAAGUCAUCUCGGUCCUCUUCCAGGAGUUCAGGAUUCGACGCCAUGCGGUUCACCAAGAGCCUGGCUACUUUCCUCAUGGCUCUCCCUAUUCUCAUCAUGCUCACCAUGAUCCUCAGACACCAGCCCCCCGAUCGUUUGACGGGAUUCGCUGACGCUAGACCCUUCUCCACCAAUGUUACUACGCCCCCACUACUAGAAGUUGAUGUCUCUCAAUCUACUGACAUGGCUAAAGACAAACUACUUGGUGGGCUUCUUGCUUCUGGGUUUGAUGAACAUUCUUGUUUAAGUAGGUACGAAUCGAUUUUGUAUCGCAAAGUUUCACCUUACCAGCCUUCUGCAUACCUUGUUUCUAAGCUUAGAAAUUAUGAAGAUCUUCAUAAACGUUGUGGACCCAACACUCAACCCUACAAUAAAACAGUGGAACAACUCAAGUCUGGUGGUAGUGUUGGUUCUACGGAUUGUAAAUAUGUUGUCUGGGUAUGUUAUAGUGGCUUGGGGAACAGGAUUUUGACUCUGGCUUCAGUAUUUCUUUAUGCUCUUUUAACAGAGAGAGUCCUGCUUGUUGACCGAGGGAAGGACAUGGCUGAUUUAUUCUGCGAGCCAUUUCCUGAGAAAUCAUGGUUCUUGCCCCCGGAUUUCCCUAUCACUAAUAAGUUUAACAGCUUUGGUCCCAAGUCUCCUGAAUCCUAUGGGAACAUGCUUAAGAAUAACCUUAUAAAAGCUUCAAUGGAAUCAGAGCCAUCGUAUCUGUAUCUCCAUCUGGCUCAUGAUUAUGAUGACCAUGACAAGCUCUUUUUCUGUGAUGAUGAUCAAGCUCUUCUCAAAAAGGUGCCUUGGUUGAUUGUGAGAACAGACAACUACUUUGUCCCCUCUCUUUUCUUGAUGCCAUCGUUUGAGCAUGCACUAUGCAUGCUGUUUCCCGAGAAGGAAACCAUAUUUCACCACUUGGGUCGGUAUCUUUUUCACCCAUCAAAUCAUGUGUGGGGAUUAAUCACAAGGUACUAUAAAGCAUACUUGUCCAAGGCAGAUGAGAGGGUUGGAAUCCAAGUAAGAAUUUUUGAUAAAGGACCCGGUCCAUACCAAUAUGUGAAGAAUCAAAUUUCAGCCUGUACCCUUGGAGAGAAGCUGUUGCCUGAAGUAGAUAUUAAAGGAUCAAUUAAUGUCACUCCAUCAGAGAACUCAAAGGUGAAAGCUGUUUUGAUGACUUCUUUGGUUUCUGGGUACUUUGAGAACGUGAGAAACAUGUAUUGGGAACACCCUACAGUGAAUGGUGACAUAAUUGGGGUUUACCAGCCAAGUCAUGAAGAGCAGCAGCAGACUGAAAAGCGAUUGCACAACAUGAAGGCAUGGGCAGAAAUGUAUCUGCUUAGUUUGACUGAUGUGCUAGUCACAAGUGCCUGGUCCACAUUUGGCUAUGUAGCUCAGGGUCUUGGAGGUUUAAAGCCAUGGAUCCUUUACAAGUCUGAAAACCAGACAACCCCUAAUCCACCCUGUCAGCGUGCCGUGUCAAUGGAGCCUUGUUUCCAUGCUCCUCCCUUUUAUGACUGCAAAGCUAAGAAAGGAAUUGAUACAGGUAAAGUUGUUCCACAUGUGAGACAUUGUGAAGACAUUAGCUGGGGUCUUAAGGUAGUAGAUAGCCAUGCUGAGUUAUAGCUGCUUCAGGGAUUUUAGUUUUACCAAUUUUGCCUAGAAAAUUUGGUAGAAAUACAAUUGUUUUGAUUUUGACUGUGCUAUACCGCUGUAGACACCCAAUUGG
Durio zibethinus is the source of this 1798-nucleotide messenger RNA. Its product is annotated as galactoside 2-alpha-L-fucosyltransferase-like. The record is from RefSeq and is a predicted model, not a curated record. Gene Ontology annotation, cellular component: Golgi apparatus; membrane. NCBI's taxonomy places the organism in Eukaryota, Viridiplantae, Streptophyta, Magnoliopsida, Malvales, Malvaceae. Gene Ontology annotation, molecular function: galactoside 2-alpha-L-fucosyltransferase activity. Gene Ontology annotation, biological process: xyloglucan biosynthetic process; cell wall biogenesis.